Molecule: messenger RNA, 2448 nt
Organism: Pimephales promelas (fathead minnow)
Lineage: Eukaryota; Metazoa; Chordata; Actinopteri; Cypriniformes; Leuciscidae
Gene: prcc
Product: proline rich mitotic checkpoint control factor
Cellular component (GO): nucleus
Source: RefSeq, a predicted model, not a curated record
CCUCUGAAACGGUGCAGCGGAUGUUGAGGAAAUCCUUCACGAUGAUGGUGGAAAACAACUGUUUAUGGGUCUAAAUGGUUAAAGAGGAACGAUAUGUGUAUUAACAGUUAUUGCUUAAUUAUUUAGACUAUUAAAUUCGUGUGUUAUUCGCGUUUUGCAGAGAAAAUAUUGAUCUAAAAGCUGAGUUUUAAUGUAAUCACGGGUCCUGCUGCGAGCGUAGAUUUAUCUGGAGGCGAAUUUGGCAUCGAUGUUGUGAUUUAACGUUAGAUUGAAAUUUACACACAAUAUUUGUCCAAAUAAACAUGGAAGGACCGUACAGAAUGAUAUGAGAUCGGUUGAGUUCUGUUGUCAGCGAUUCUCGCGUCUGAUUCACUCUCUUAUGAACACAUCUGAUCUGUGGCGAUGUCUCUAGUAGCGUACGACAGCAGCGACGACAGUGAUCGCGAUGACUCGCCGGGUUUAGUCGCUCGACCUGCGGGCAAGAUCGGCGGACUGUUCGCUUCUCUGCCCGCGCCGAAAAAAACACAACAACCAUCAGUUCCUCAACCUAAGAAAGUUAUGGACCUGCCGAAACCCAAGAAACGCACAGAACCCGUCAGAAUCACCGUUCCUGAAAUAAAACCAGCAGAUUCCGACUCUGACGAUGACGAGCCAGUACGAAAGAAAUCAGCUCCUCAGGGAGGUGGUGGUCUGUCCUCUCUGCUGCCCCAGCCUAAGAAUAUGGUGGUGAAGGAAAUGCAUCGGCCCCUGGUGCCGCACACCCUAACCAAACGCCCUGGAUCGGAUAAGCCGAAGGCAACAACAGGAAAAUCCCAGGGUGUUUCUGGAACCAGCCCAUCCCCGUCCGCCAUUAAAGCCGCUGCAAAGUCAAAGGCGAUGCAGUUAGCCCAAAAAAUGGCCGCCGAUGAAGAGGGAAGUGAUGAUGAGGUCGCUCCGGAAAACUACUUUUCCCUACCAGAGAGCUCAUCAGAGCCUGUGAUGCCAAUAAACCCAGAUUCUCAGCAGUACGUUCCCACUCUACACCCUCCACCCGCUGUGGAAAACUCUCCAUUGGACUUUGGUUCUAAUGCAGACAGUUACAGUAUGCCAGUCGGAGCCAUUCAAGAUGGUCAGAAGGAAGAAUACCCACCGCAGUAUCCUGAGAAUCCACUGCCCGAGACUUCUCCACAGGAUUACCUCGAGGAGGGAUAUUACCAAGACCCAAACUCUGCAGCCGAUGAGCAACACGAUUCAGGCUCCUCUUCAAUGUUCAAUGAUGAAGCAUUUCGUCGGCUGCAGGGCAAACAGAAUCGCGGAAGAGAGGAAAUCAAGUUCUUGGAGAUCAAAGGAGAUGAUCAGCUGAGCGGCAAUAAGCAAUGGAUGACCAAGAACAUGUCAGCGGAGGCCGAGCCGCGCAAGUCCUUCAGCAAGAAAAGAGGAGAUCAGCCAACGGGGCAACAGAGACGCAAGCACCAAAUCACAUAUCUGAUUCAUCAGGCCAAGGAACGCGAGCUGGAACUCAAGAACAACUGGGCCGACAACAAAAUGACGCGGAGACAAACGCAGGCCAAGUAUGGAUUCUAAUGGACUGGAUAUCAGGAUGUUUGUAUUGUUUCACAAAGGAGCGAAGGACUGCUGUGACUUUGUUUAAAACGGCUCCCAAAUGUCUACCUAAUACGGUCUUUCCAUUUGAACAACAUUGGGUUUUGUUAUGAGUUUUAGUUCUGUCAAAAAUCACUUGUAACAUUACAGUAGCUGUGUGGGUUCACAUGAUGAAUUGUUUGUCCGAUAGGGUAUUGUCUUCCACUCUGCCAUCGUAAGCAGUGGCAUAUAUAAAACGUUAUUGACUAGACACUUUACAAUAAGGUUCUGUAUGUUAACAUUAGUUAAUGCGUUAUGUAUUGUGAUUUUUUUUUAUUAUAGCAUUUUAUAAGUUUGGUCAAUGUUAAUUUAUGAAUAUGCUAUUGUUUAUUGUUAGUUCUUAAUGCGUUAACUAAUGUUAAUGUCUAAAAAGUAAUGUUUGUGUGUAAAUUAAUUCAUGGUUAUGUAUUGAAUCUUAUUGUAAAGUGUUACGAAAAAACCUUGUAAAUCUUAAAAAGUGUUUGAGUGAAUCCUCCCAAUCCUGGUUUGAUUCUUUUAAUGGCUCGUUUUCAUUUGAAUGUAGAUUCGUAAUCAAAAACCCUUGUGUAAAGUGUAACAGUUUCAUGACACCUAUAGGAAAUGUACUAAAAUGUUUCAUUUUGUGUGUAAAAACACUUUUACGUGUGAAAUAGUUACUAUAUCACUGCCAGAAAUAAAAUUAAAAAAAACAUUUACCUGAGCAAAAUAAGGUUGGUUCACUAUAUAAUUUUGACUUUUACAAGAUUUCUACAUAGAAAAUAUGGGGGGAUUAUGUUUAUGCUUAAUGUGUAAAUAUGUCUCAAAAAGUAUGGAUUCAAGCCACAAAUAUUAAAUUGAACAGUGAUUUAA